This is a messenger RNA of Dermacentor andersoni, 1117 nucleotides long. RefSeq names its product V-type proton ATPase subunit D-like. The record is from RefSeq and is a predicted model, not a curated record. NCBI's taxonomy places the organism in Eukaryota, Metazoa, Arthropoda, Arachnida, Ixodida, Ixodidae. Gene Ontology annotation, molecular function: proton-transporting ATPase activity, rotational mechanism.
GUGACGUCGCGAGCUUCGUGAAGAAGCGCAUGAUCGCCGUAACAGCGGAGGUGUGACCGUUCUUCGGAAUUGGUUACUUUAAAUUCUGAGGGGUUUGAUAUCGUCUUAGCAAGUAAAAGUCAUGAGCGGCAAGGAGAGGAUCGCUAUCUUCCCUUCCCGUAUGGCAAUGACCCUCAUGAGGGGCAGGCUGAAGGGUGCUCAGAAGGGUCACAACCUUCUCAAGAAGAAAGCCGACGCUCUGCAAAUGCGGUUCAGGUCGAUACUGAAGAAAAUCGUAGAGACCAAGUCGCUGAUGGGGGAAGUAAUGAAGGAGGCAGCGUUCUCCCUGGCCGAGGCCAAGUUCACCAGCGGCGACUUCAACCAGGUCGUCCUCCAGAAUGUCACUCGAGCUCAGGUCAAGGUCCGGUCGCGAAAAGACAAUGUUGCAGGUGUGACCCUGCCGAUCUUCGAGUGCUACCAGGAAGGCACAGACACCAACGAGCUGGCCGGCCUGGCCCGCGGUGGCCAGAAGCUGGGAAAGCUGAAGAAGAACUACUACGAGGCAGUCAAGUUGCUCGUGGAGCUGGCUUCCCUGCAGACCUCCUUCAUCACCCUAGACAGUGUCAUCAAGAUCACCAAUCGGCGUGUCAACGCCAUUGAGUACGUGAUCAUUCCCCGCAUCGACCGCACUCUCCAGUACAUCACAUCUGAGCUCGAUGAGAGGGAGAGAGAGGAGUUCUUUAGGCUGAAGAAGGUCCAGGAGAAGAAGAAGGUUCUGAGGGCGCGCCGCGAGGAGGAGCUGGCCAAGUUGCAGCCCAAAGGUCGGCCGGUGAAACAGGAGCAUCAGCCCCGCAACAUCCUCCAAGACGACUCCGGGGACGAGGACAUCCUCUUCACUUGAUCAAGCCGCGCGCCUUCGCGGCGUCCCCGCUGGUGGACCAACGCCUCCCGCUGGAAAGCCUGUCCAAAUCCAGCUUCGGUAGAAAAGCGGGGUUUCUCUCUCUCUCUCUCUGCAGCCGGGCGAGUUCAUCAGCUGCGCAGUUCCCGUCAUUCUUCUCUCCCUUUUUCUUUUUCUUCAUUUUUUUUUGCUUUGAAGAGUGUCUGAAGACAAUAAAACGAACGGUGAAAGCUAAGUUAA